AUGACCAACUCCUGCUGCUCCCCUUGCUGCCAGCCUACCUGCUGCAGGACCACCAGCUGCAGGACCACCUGCUGGAGACCAAGCUGCGUGACCAGCUGCUGCCAGCCCAGCUGCCAGUCCAGCUGCUGUGGCUCCAGCUGCUGCCAGCCUUGCUGUCAAACCACCUGCUGCAGGACCUGCUUCCAGCCAAGCUGUGUGAGCAGCUGCUGCCGCACACCCUGCUGCCAGCCCUGCUGCUGUGUGUCCAGCUGUUGUCAGCCCUGCUGCCAGCCCAGCUGUUGCCAGCCCAGCUGCUGCCAACCCAGCUGUUGCCAGCCCAGCUGCUGUGAGUCCAGCUGCUGCCAGCCCAGGUGCUGUAUCUCCAGCUGUUGCCAGCCCUGCUGCCAGCCCUGCUGCAAGCCCUGCUGCAAACCCUGCUGCAAGCCAUUCUGCCUCGACCUGUGCUGCCAGCCAGCUUGCUCUGGACCUGUGACCUGCACCAGGACUUGCUACCAGCCCACAUGUGUCUGUGUGCCUGGCUGCCUGUCCCAAGGCUGUGGGUCCAGCUGCUGCGAGCCCUGCGGUUGCUGA
Molecule: messenger RNA, 570 nt
Organism: Mesocricetus auratus (golden hamster)
Lineage: Eukaryota; Metazoa; Chordata; Mammalia; Rodentia; Cricetidae
Product: keratin-associated protein 9-9-like
Exons: 1
Coding region: 1-570 (189 amino acids)
Cellular component (GO): keratin filament
Source: RefSeq, a predicted model, not a curated record